AUGGUGUCCAGGUCGGGGAGUGUCCGGCGUGCGUACCGGGUGCCACGCUCCUUCAUGGAACGGGCCACGGUCACUGCCACGCUGGUAGUGUGGGGAGCGUUCUUCAUGGUGUUGGCCGUGCGCCAGCCGCGGCCGCCGCCGAUGCCAGAGCCGGUCAGCCUCGAGCCGGGCGCCAUCCCGGACGAGGUGCCCUACAUCCCGGCCGAGGACCCGUCCUUUGUCACCGACGACAUCUGGGGAGAAGUCGGCGCCGACCAGGCGCAGCCGGCCAAGCCGGCGGCGGCAUUGGCACAACCGGCAAAUGCACCAGCACAGCCUGCGGCGGCGCCGCUGCCGUCGCCGCCCCCCUCGGUGCCUCCCGGCAGCUCUACUGGUCUCAGCUGUUUCACGGCCCGCUCUUCUGCCAGCCAGCGGAGCUUCUCGGAGCCGGAGAAGAGUGUGUUCCGUCGGCUUUUCGACUGGGCUGAGAAGCCCACCGGCUCCUGUAAACGGCUGCUGAAGUUCGGCGGCGCGGUCACGUCGGCCGGCUGUCUGAAGCUGGGCGACCGGUUCGCCUGUCUGGACCCGCCCAUGCGGCUGGCCACCUCCAAACAGUGUCUGGUCUAUGCGUUCAGCGUGCAGGCCGAGUGGAGCUUCGCUGAGGCCAUGGUGCAGCUGGGCUGCGAGGUGCACGCCUUCAGCCCGCGUCUGGACCUGCCGAAGCAGCAUCAGCCGGCCGGCGUCACCUUCCACCAGAUCGGCGUCGGGCGCAAUAACCACACCAACGUCAACGGGUGGCACAUCCACACGCUGGACCAGGUGGUGCGCAUGCUGGGCCACAUCGGCCGGCCUAUCAGCUACCUCCAGCUGGACAUCGAGGGCAGCGAGCUGGACAUGCUGUCGCAGCAGCUGCUGGACGGCAGCGGCGAGUUCGUGCUGGAUGCGGUGGAGCAGAUCGGACUGGACGUCCACCUGCGGCUCGACCCGCGGCCGGAGAUGGACUUCUAUCGGACUGCGAGCCGGGCAGUCGGGCUGCUGCGGCGGGUCGGCUUCAACGUGGUCCAGUGGGACUACAACAAGGUGGCGAGGCAGCGGUUCAUGUUCCCGGGCGUGGAGCGGCCCGUCAGCCUGCUGUACGAGAUCCUGCUGGUCAAGAACGGACCGGACACCUGGGACAGGUCAACCCGAGGUCAAAAGUCCGCCGCUAAGCCAGACGUGACGGCGAACCUGGUGCAAACGUAGCUGGCGGAUUGCAUGGGACGCUGUUGCAAAAUUGAAGAUUCCUUGCGGAGAUCCCGGAGAUGCAGGGUGGAUGCUACGCUUCUAUGAAAUCAUAGCUUUGAUGCUACGCUAUGAGCAGGACAGUGGUAGGUAGGAGAUGAUCAUGAGGAAGAGUACACAUGCCGUGCGAGGGUCGUUUGCAUCUUGAGAGUGUAUGCAUGCAAACUUAUGCCUCACAAAGGAAUC
This is a messenger RNA of Pollicipes pollicipes, 1446 nucleotides long. RefSeq lists its product as uncharacterized. Lineage: Eukaryota; Metazoa; Arthropoda; Thecostraca; Pollicipedomorpha; Pollicipedidae. Bases 1 to 1221 code for a protein of 406 amino acids. The record is from RefSeq and is a predicted model, not a curated record. The transcript is spliced from 4 exons.